Molecule: messenger RNA, 1312 nt
Organism: Octopus sinensis (East Asian common octopus)
Lineage: Eukaryota; Metazoa; Mollusca; Cephalopoda; Octopoda; Octopodidae
Exons: 2
Coding region: 226-1263 (345 amino acids)
Source: RefSeq, a predicted model, not a curated record
UAUAUAUAUAUAUAUAUAUGGAAUUUCGAAGUGUUGCCAAAAUCACCAGAUCGGAAAAAUAAAAGAAAUUACCUCUUUUAAAAUGAAGGCAACAGUUUGUUUGAAUUGUUAUAUUGUGGCAUUACGGAGGAAAAAAGUUGGAAUAUAGACAUACAUAUAAGCAGAACCAUGAUUAAAAUAAAUAUGAAGUGAGUACAUUUUCAUGUUACAUUAGCCAAAGAAAUUAUGAAUUAUAUAAAGAAUGUGACAGGAAACCGCUCUUUUUUAGGCUCCAUGUCCACUUUGAACGUUUUUCAGUCUAAAAAGAAAACAUCAUUUCAAGCCACAAAUCAACGAUCUGUUGUGCCGAAUCAGCCCAUUGUAACAAGACCGUAUUCAAAGCUUCAACUCAAAUCAUUGGAUUCUUUUCAGUUGGACGGUAACAUUUACCAAACGAAUCGAACUAUUAAAAAUAAACCGAACAAUAGUUUAUUGUCCUUAACUAGCAUAUUAUGUUUCACUGUACACAUGGAGAAUGCACCGUUGGAUAGCAUGAGCAUGUUGUUUCAAUCAAGCCAGCAUUCUGCAGACAACAGACGAAACACAGAGCCAGACGAAGACAAUACUCUGUCGGGAAUUUUCAAUGAAGAUGUUUCAAAAGCAAUACAAUUGGAGAAAAAAGAAAGAAAACCAUUAAGAUAUUCGUCAGCCAUUGCUUGUGAAAGGCUUCUAUUAAAAUAUCCAGACAAUUUGAUGUAUUUAUUAUUGCAAAUGGUUCUGACGCCAGAAAUAUAUUGUCAGCCAUUUCCAAACGAAGAGCACAGGAAACCAUUAUCUGAAGAGAGCUUAUUGGCAAAAUUCGUUAAAUGUAAUCUGAAUGAGUAUGUCGGUCGUGUUGUGAUGUUUUCUCUGACUAUAAAACAUCAGAACGGCUUUUUUGAUAAAAGUAACAAUUGCAGAGACCUGGCAGGUGAGAAGCAACACAAGAGAAAUAAUUCGCCAUCUGGAGAAGCCAGAUUGAAAGACACGGCUGACGACAUUCAGAAAAGCCAACCUCCAAACAUUUUCACAAAGGAACAACGUGCAAUGCUCAUAUAUUACGUGUUUUUCCAGUGUUUGACGUUUUCCCUGUAUUAUGGCCAUCAGGCAUUAGAUCAGCUUGACACAGACACUGUCGCAACGAUGAAACCAUUUUCCUUGUACAUCGUACAAUUUGGUCUAUUGUUGUUCUUUAUCUACAUUAAAUGGUUAUUCAAGUCUCCAUCCUCUCUUAAGGACAGCUAACAAAUUACAUGUGUUUUUUUAAACGAGAGAAGAAAUAAAUGUAUGUAUU